AUGCCUGCAGACUUCCACCGGAAACCUUCCUCCUUUGCUCCUUCACCUCAGAUAGGACAUCGGCGGCAGCACUCUCAAGGUUAUUUCGAGCCGUCUAUGCCCUCUGCUUCUCUAGCAUCACAGAAUAAUGCUGGUCUUACCCCUUCUCAGAUCGCCGCUCAAACGGCCGUGCAGCAUCUGCAUGUUAGUGGUCAGCAUAUGCGAAGACGCUCCUCGACUGUACCCCAUCCAGAGCAAGAAGAGAAGAACAGACGGAACAGUUAUGGCUCGGUCAGUAGUGAUGGCCAGUCCUUGUCGCCUGUGCUUGAUACACAACCGCAGUACAGGAAUGGAUUGAUGGGAACCAACAAUGCCACAACUGCCGCGCAGGCUGUGUGGAAAGCUCCUCCACCUGCUGAAGAGAAAGAGAAGAAGGGCUUUCGAAGCAAAUUCCGUCCGAAGCAUAUCGGUAUAAUAGGGAAUAAGGACAAGGUCGAUAAGCCUUUACUGUCGCCCAACAAGCCUACAAGUGGUUUGGCAAAAGUCUACAAUGCCUCUACUACCAGUUUGGCAGACACUCUUUCCUCAGUCAAUAGUUCUAUGUACAAUUUACAAAAUAAUUCUGUAUCAACAAUCAUCCCUGCCCGAGACGAUGAGAAGAAGAAGCACACUGGUCUGCGACAGAAGCUAAAGCUGAAAGACAAAGACGAUUUUAACCUCAAUCUCUCCUCCGCGAACUCUAAUUCUCAGCCUGUUGAUAUCAACAAUCCGAAGUCACUGUACAAUUUCGCUCCCUCUUCCCCUAACCACAGCAGCUUCGCAAAGUCAGUGUCUGGCCUCGACCUUCGUGCAAGAGCACACCGAAAGGAGAAGAAAGAGGAGAGAUCACAGUUGGAGCAGGUCUACAGCCGCGAAAGUGAAGGCUCAGAAUGGCCCUCGAACUCGAGUUUGACGGGUUCGCUUACCAACUCAACUGACGCCUUCACACCAUAUUCGAAAGAGCUAAGAGAGACUCUGGGCGUGUUUGGUUUGAACAACAUGACUCCUGACGAUGCUUGGGAGUUCCUCAAAGCACGUCUACUGGUCGUCUUCGAGGGUGAGCAUGUCAACAUAGCAGUUGAAGACCUCAAUCGUCUUGUAACAAUACACGUCCAGAGAUGUGUACUUAAGCGAGAUCCGAGUAUUAUCAUAGGCGAUCUUGAGAAUCUCUUGCAUACAGGCUUUUCCAGUCUCAAUCACACACUGCGUGGUGUACGUGAGGAGACUCUGGUCCCAUACCUAGUCGAUAUGUGGAUGCAAGUGUUUGGGACGAUCUUGCCCUUUCUGCAAGCUGUCUUUCUGCCCCUUGACCAGGAGUUCAAAGGGCGCGGGUCGGUACUUAAAACACCACAAGCAGCAGCAGAGUUUUGGGGUGCACUACCGAGCCCAGAAUCUAUCGGUCGCUUGUCAUCGAGUCCUUCAAGUGUUCCUGACAAUGAGGCAACAGAUAUCGUCGCUGGUGAGGAACUGGAAAUUCGCCGCAUCCUAUUGACCUCUUUCAGAGACCAUGUCAUUCUUCCACGGUUCGAUGUCCUCAAAGCAACAUUUUCGCGACUCAGUCUCGAAAGUAUCAACGCCACUUUGGCGCAUUUCGAGUCGUCUGGCAGGUCUCGUGGUGAUAGUACAGGCAGGGACAGCUAUGAUCGACCAGCUGCAUCCUCAAGCUCAGAUCCGCGCAUUUCAUCUAGUUAUUCGUCACAGACCUCGACCCUUCUUGGUGGAGCCACACCAGGCUCAAGGUCGCGCGCGACGUCGAAUCUAUCAGCUGGCUCAGCACAAGACGUGGCCUUUCAGUCUUUCAGCUCACCUCCAGCUGCACAGGCAAACUCAACAUCCUCAGCACAAAUCACUGAGACAGUGGCGCGAAUGUUGCAGUGCCUUUCCGUUCUCUCUAGUGUCCAGUCUAACGAUGAAGCCCAGACCAAGCUAGAAGAGCUGACAAAAGAGCUCAAGCUCAACUGGCUGGGUAGAGGUCGAACUGGUAGAAAUCGCAAAGGCUUUGUCGGGUCAAGAGUCAGGCCUAUCAGAAGUAUUGCGAGCACCAUCAGAGGAAUAGAGAGAGUGAACAGUGACUUGCGAAGUAGGGAAGGCAGUCCUACUCCUACACCAACUCGGCAGGGUACAGCAUCAACCCUCCUCUACCACAACCACAUCUCUUCAAAGCUUACACUAGGAAGUAAGCCUUUAGAGAUUCUCAUCACAACCACACCUCAAAACACAAUGUCCACACCUGCCGAACCAACACUAAAAGCAACAUAUACCAACACCACCAAACCCGUUUCAGACACAACACACACCCACACAUUCACUCACACCAUCUCCUCCUCACAACCAGCAGACUCCGCCGUAGAAUCCAAAACAGCAUUUCUAUCGAAUCUGCGGUCGUCGACGAAGACAUUGCAGAAUGAAGUGAAUGCGUUUUUGACGGAGAGGAUGGAGGAGGAUAAAGCUGCUGCUGCUGCUAUUGUUGUUGAGGGUAAUGGUAAUGCCAAGAACGAGAAGAAGAACAAGAAGAAGGGAGUAGUGGUGAAGGAUGACGACGAGGAGGAAGAAGAGAAUUACGGCGAGGAGAGGAUUGACGAGGAUUGA
Messenger RNA from Lithohypha guttulata, 2607 nucleotides. RefSeq lists its product as uncharacterized. Gene Ontology annotation, cellular component: TORC2 complex. The coding region runs from base 1 to 2607 and encodes 868 amino acids. NCBI's taxonomy places the organism in Eukaryota, Fungi, Ascomycota, Eurotiomycetes, Chaetothyriales, Trichomeriaceae. The record is from RefSeq and is a predicted model, not a curated record. Gene Ontology annotation, biological process: TORC2 signaling. The transcript has 2 exons.